AUGGCUGAUCAAGUGGUGGCUGUGAAUUUUACUCAUGAACAACAUCAGCAGGAAAGGGAGGGAAUUUAUGUAUUGAAUAAUAUUGAGGAGUACACUCAGGUGCCAAAAGAAAGUUCAAUGGUUAAUUACACUGAUCAGCAAUGCAAUAGUAACUUACCAGUUGCACCUCCAGGUAAGUCUUCUAACCAUGUCAAUCAACAAACAUUAGAUGAUGCUGAUCAUAGUCACAAUGUGACUCAAAUGCAUAGGGUCAUUGUUGAUCAAAAUGAAACCAGUUUAACUGAUAAUACUCUGAAAAAUAAGGCUUCUACUGUUCUGAAAAAUACGCAUCUGGCUGUGUCCAAGAACCUGCAAAGUGGUACUGCCACUGUUGUUGAUAAUUUUGUGCAAAGGAUAGAUGGUAAUACUAUGAAUUGUGAAGGCAAUAUGUUGAAAGCCAUGGGAGCUCAGUUGCAUCCUACUGCAGAUGAGCACCAUGGUACUGCUGCUACUAACCUUAUGCAGGUUCUAGUUUAUCUUGUUGAUCCUGAUGAUCUUGUAGAUAAGCACAAUGAGCAGGGGAACACAUCCAAUGGACAUGUGUAUACAAACAAACAUUCUGCACAAGUGUCUAAGGAUCCCAAUGUGAACCAGCAAAAUGUCCAAAGACCUUAUAUCCCUAAUAACAACCCCAUGAGAGUGUCAAACAACUUUGAAAGGCAUAACUCCAAUAAUACAGCUGCUGCUAACAUUAGAAACAAGCCUAGCCACACCAAUCCUAACCAGACUAUCACUCAAAAUAAGCCUUCUAGUACUAAUUUACCCACCCCUCCUAACCCUGUCAUCCCUCACACUUUAGCUACCAAGUUGAGAGCUCAAGAGGCUAUGAAAGCUGAUGAUAUUGAUAUUACCCCUCUUAAAAUCACAACAAAACAAGGAUAUCCUGCUGUGGUAUUUACAAAAGAAGAUUUCAUGGUGAAUCUAGCCUCUGACUUACAUCAGAACAAUAAUGGCCCAGGUAGGAUUCUUACUUCUAAUGUUACUUCUAACAAUUAUGCUGAUCUUGUUCCACAAGAUCAGCCCACUAACCAUGUCCAGCAGAACCAUGGACAACACCACCAACAACAUACACAACAGCAUAAAACACAAGGCUUCAUGUUACUUGGGGAAAGUUCUGUACCUCUCCAACAUAACACUAACAACAACCAUCAAAGGAAAAAUCAGCAGCAAGCAGAAGUCUAUGGGGUUGAGGAAGGGGGAAUACAGGAGAGAACUACUAAUCUGCAGGAAGGGACUACUAGGGGGAGGGAAUCUCUAUUGGUUGACCAUAGAAAAGUCUAUAGAUCCCCUGCAACCACUCCUCAGAAUGCUAGCAAUUUAAGAAUACAAGAACAACAAUUUAAUUCCCAAGAAGAAGAUGAGCUUAGAAGCAACAAUCUCAAUGAUAUAGUUCAGGGUAAUGUGACUAAUAUUCAGGUCAACAAGGGUCAGAGGCAACAAACUGAGGUACUGGUUACUGAACAAAAUAUGGGAGAGGACCAAACUCCUAAUAUCAGUAUGACAAAUCACAGUACAGAUGCGCAGAUCCUCAAUAACAAAUACACCUUAUCUCUUAGCAAGAAGAAAAUGGAUGCUAUUAAAAAGAAGCUUAUCAAGGAGAUGCAAGCAGGGCAACCAAAAAAUACAUCCAAUGAAAUUCAGGCCACACCUCUCCAAAUUCAUGAUUUAUCCAAUGAGAGGCAGGUGCUUAGUAAAGAAGACAGUUCAGAAGACUUUUCUGAUGAAUAUAGGGUCACUCAUUCUGAAGAUGAGGAAGAUCAUGACCAGUGGGAGGAUGAACAACAGGAAAACCAAUAG
Solanum dulcamara is the source of this 1836-nucleotide messenger RNA. RefSeq lists its product as uncharacterized. The transcript has 4 exons. Bases 1 to 1836 code for a protein of 611 amino acids. Lineage: Eukaryota; Viridiplantae; Streptophyta; Magnoliopsida; Solanales; Solanaceae. The record is from RefSeq and is a predicted model, not a curated record.